Messenger RNA from Aspergillus bombycis, 1224 nucleotides. RefSeq lists its product as uncharacterized. The transcript is spliced from 2 exons. Lineage: Eukaryota; Fungi; Ascomycota; Eurotiomycetes; Eurotiales; Aspergillaceae. Bases 1 to 1224 code for a protein of 407 amino acids. The record is from RefSeq and is a predicted model, not a curated record. Gene Ontology annotation, biological process: proteolysis. Gene Ontology annotation, molecular function: metalloendopeptidase activity.
AUGCACGUCCUCAGCAUCAUCCUGCCUCUAUACCUAACCACCCCCACCACAGCAGGGCUCCUCAAACCCCGCGCAACGUACACAGACUGCACAGACUCGCAACAGCAACUCGUCUCCGCGGCAGUGACCAGCGCCGGCCAAAUGGCGGCAGCAGGGGCAAGCAGCCUGCGCUCCAACAACGGCACCUCGCUCUUCCAAACCUUCUUCAAGACCGCCGACGCCAGCUCCAUGGACCAGGUCGCCAGCGCGCUGGAGAAGAUCGCCGAGGAAGCAUCGCAGCCCGGCGGCGGCGUCGUCACCUACUCCUGCCAGCCCGGCAACAUCAACUGCCAGUCGGGCUCGUUCACCACGACCGCGUAUGCGAGCACGGAUGGGACGCGCGGCCAGGUGAAUACCUGUCCUGCGUACUUUGAUUUGCCGGCGUCGUCGGAUGAUUGCACGGUCCUGGACCAGAGGACGUCUACGUUGCAUGAGCUGGGUCAUACCAAGGGCGUGCUGGGCAAUGAGGUGUAUGGGUAUCGGGAGAUUAUGAAUAUUGAUACCCAGACGGCGUUGAGUAAUGCGGAGAGCUAUGCUUUUUUUGCGAAGUCUGUGUAUCUUGGCUGUGACGGCCAAUCUGGUCAAUCUGGUCAAUCUGGUCAAUCUGGUCAAUCCGCAUCUCAAUCAGGUGGCUCAAGUAGCGGACCUAAUACAAGUGGCACACCAAGCUCGAGUAACUCGGGCGGCUCAAGCCCAAUGGGAGGCUCAAGUAACUUGGGAAGCUCAAGUAACAUGGGAAGCUUAUUCGGAAACUCCGACAGUCUGACCGGCUCUAACAGUCCUAUGGGUAGCUCAGAAACCAUGGGGAACACGAUGGGAAGCUCAAGUAACAUGGGAAGUUGGGGCAACAUGGGAAGCCCGUUUGGAAACACAGGUAGUCUGACUGGCCCUGGCAGUUCCAUGGGAAGUUCCAUGGGGAGUCCAUACGGCAGCUCAGGAAGCCCGUAUGGAAGCCCGGGCAGUUUGACUAGCUCGACUAGCCCCGUGGGAAGCUCUUAUGGGAGUCCAUAUGGAAGCUCCGGUAGUUUUACUGGGUCUGAUAGUCCUAUGGGGGGCUCGAUGGGAAGUCCGUACGGGAGCGCAAGUGACAUGGAGAGCUCAUAUGGAAGCUCGGACAUGGGCGACCUGGGAAGCUCAAUGGAAAGCCCACCGACUGUGAUUGAUACGUGGGCUCAGAUACUAUGA